Dacryopinax primogenitus is the source of this 1684-nucleotide messenger RNA. RefSeq lists its product as uncharacterized. The record is from RefSeq and is a predicted model, not a curated record. The coding region runs from base 431 to 1579 and encodes 382 amino acids. The transcript has 5 exons. Lineage: Eukaryota; Fungi; Basidiomycota; Dacrymycetes; Dacrymycetales; Dacrymycetaceae.
UAUGUCGACAGAGGUGCAUGAGCAAGCACACGAACUCCGCCCUGUGCAUCAUCAAUCAACUGCCGACUCGGGACACGUGCAGCUUGAUGGGCCAGCUAACCCGGGACAACAACCAUGCACCCCGGAGGCCCCGGCGGCUGUAGAGACUGAAGAAUUAUUUCUCGGAGAAGCGAGCACGUUUCAUGUGGAUCUAUAUGAUGGUGGAUUGGGUAGUGCGAGUGGAGUAGGGCAGGAGCUGCUGGCAUCAAGUGCAACACAAAUCGCCCCAGCGUCUGCCCCCUCUGGCACUGAAGAUGCAGCACCACUCCCAGCUCAGCAGCCACGAUCCACUCACCAGCUCCGAAGACGUCGUGCACGCGUUCGAUGGAGGUUAUGGUUGACAUCGAAGCUGUACGUGAUCAAGAUUGCAUUGGCAUCCAAAAGGGGAAAGAUGAUCACGACGUGUACCUUUACAUUUAUCCAAAUCACCGCAAUCAUCGCGCUGCUGAUUGUAUCAUCUCGCGUACAGAGCCCUGCGGCACCAGGGUACUCGCAAUGGGAUGCUUGCCCUCGGCGCCUACAGGCAUUCGACAUCAUCCAGGUCGGAAAGGCUGUAAUAGGAUGGCCUGUUAAUGUUUGGUGGAUCCUACGUCAGCCAAACGAGAGCAUCCCCCUCUCAACCAUGGGACGCGUCGCGUAUCGACUCCGACAAGACUUCAUACCCUACUUCACUGCAAUACUCCAUAUUGUGCUCUCUGCUGUACUAUUUUCCACGUUGACUGGAUCACCUACUGCCUGGGAUCUCUCUCCAACUAUCUUUUUCGCCUGCAUUGUAGCUCUUUUCAGAACCUGGCUGGCUGUUGCGGAGGUUGUGUUACUGGUUGUUGGUGGAGCCAUCUAUGCUAUAUGUUAUGCUUCUCUCGCGAUUUUUUGUCCGGGGAUCUUACCCCGACGAGCAGUACGCCUUGGCGGCAUCAACCCGACCAUCGGUCCACUCUCCACCACCCAACUCGAGCAAAUUCCAAUUGUACAAUAUGCAUCUAUGUCCACCGUUUCUCUCGUCUUACCCCCUCCUCCCUCAAGCACUCUAGGGCGCUUACGACUCAAACGCAACGAUACUUCGCUUUCCGCUUCGAGACAGGCCGUAGGUCCCAAGAGGCACAAGAUAGAGAAGCACAGAGCAGCCUGUGCCAUAUGCUUAAACGAUUUUGUCGAUAUGAAACGUGUGCACAACGCGCCUCCAGUCGAGCAGCCUCGAUCUGCCGCUUCCCAUAACACCCAGUUUGGGACAGCGCCUUCUAGUCCCCUAUCCCUAGUCAGUCCUGCAGCGACGAGAAGGUCGGCUGAAGGUACUGGCGUGGAUGUGGAACAAGGCAACGAGGCUACUAUUCCGGUCGUGUUCCUCGCCCCUGCCGGUACUUCGCCACUAGGGGAGGAGUUGCCCAGGCCCACACCGACAGAACCGGAGGAGCUGAGAUUGUUGCCAUGCGAACAUGUAUUUCAUAAAGAGUGUAUCGAUCCGUGGCUGCGGGACGUCUCCGGGCGUUGUCCAACAUGCCAGAGACCCGUUUUUGGGGGUGAGGAGGACGAAGCAGUUUAAAAUUUAUACAAAAACGGUCAUGUUCACACAGUGUCUUACUAGAGUCCUACGUUCCAUCUUCCCCCUCUUCAUUUGUGGAUGCUGCUCAUAUCAUAUGUAACAAUU